AUGCCUGAACAGAAGGCAGAGCCCGCACAAGCGACACACAGUGAAGGAGUCGAGAUGCAGGAUACUAGGUCCGCCACCUCUGAGCGCACGCAGAUACCAUCUGAGAACGAGCAACGCACUCUGGAGAACGCCGGGACGGAAUACCGCGAGAAGCAGCAGCUCGAUAGAUACUUAAGCUUCCUUGCAUCCCUUGCCUUUUCAGCAACACUCCUCGCGUCAUGGGAGACAACCGGAGCUGGACUUCUGGCUGGGCUAUAUAACGGUGGCCCGGUGGCAGUUGUAUACGGGCUGAUUGUGAGCAUCGUCGGGAAUUUGGCGAUUGCAAUGUCUUUGGCUGAGCUGGCGUCUGUGCACCCGACUGCUGGCGCACAGUACCACUGGACUUAUGUUCUCGCGCCAUGCUAUCCGCGCUUCUUGAGCUUUUUCCAAGGAUGGAUCACCGUAUGGUAUUCCCAGCGUAUAAACUAUCGCCACAGCUAA
This is a messenger RNA of Aspergillus puulaauensis, 480 nucleotides long. RefSeq lists its product as uncharacterized. The transcript has 4 exons. NCBI's taxonomy places the organism in Eukaryota, Fungi, Ascomycota, Eurotiomycetes, Eurotiales, Aspergillaceae. Gene Ontology annotation, cellular component: membrane. Gene Ontology annotation, molecular function: transmembrane transporter activity. The record is from RefSeq and is a predicted model, not a curated record. The coding region runs from base 1 to 480 and encodes 159 amino acids. Gene Ontology annotation, biological process: transmembrane transport.